Molecule: messenger RNA, 12837 nt
Organism: Dreissena polymorpha
Lineage: Eukaryota; Metazoa; Mollusca; Bivalvia; Myida; Dreissenidae
Exons: 35
Coding region: 1-6792 (2263 amino acids)
Biological process (GO): detection of mechanical stimulus
Cellular component (GO): membrane
Molecular function (GO): calcium channel activity; calcium ion binding; protein binding
Source: RefSeq, a predicted model, not a curated record
AUGGGAGGAGCACCUUGGCAUGCUGUUGCCCACAACGUGCCUGAAGCCUCUACCACGGAGCUUGAUGAUAUUGUGCAAGUGUACAGGAAAGUGCGAUACUCGACGUUGUCCGUGCCGUGCUGCUGGGCACAACAUGGUUCGCCAGAUAUCGCAAACUCUGCCUACCAGCUUAAUAUUCAGAGUACCACCGAGGCUGCCGUCAUUCCUGGAGCCCUCGGCUUAGGACCCACUGCCUCCUCCAUCGUCGACAGGUUCAACUGUGAAUACUUCACGAUGAAGUUCAAGAAUCCAAACCCAACGUCCUUAAAGCUGGUGGAACUGAAAAUUACCUUGAAGGGGUUAACCAACACGACUACUACUACUACUACUACUACAACAACAACUGCUACAACUACUACCAACGUCAGAGUCGAGUGCACGGUGGAUUGGGGUGACGCAUUAACCGAUAGCCAUAAAAUUGAAGACGUGGCGUCAAUUGAACACACGUAUACUAUAGCCGGAAUCUACGACGUUGUUGUAACAUGUAAAUGGAAAAAGGGAGCAGCCAGGUGCCCCGACCAACAGUUCUCGUGCGUAAAGACGCCCGAGUUUCUAGACAAAAGCUACAAGACGUUUAUUUCCCCCAUGCCUUUCUUCACAAACGAAGAAUUACUUCUACACAGCUAUAUGGAAUUCACUGAAACGGAUUGUACCCCACACAUUUACUGGAGCGUAACGAACGUUCAAACAGCGGAUACUCCAGUAUACACGAAUCUAGAUUCGUUGAGACAGCCGAAUACAUCCGUUCUGAAGCUGGAGAAGGAAGUUCUUGAACCAGGCGAUUACAUUGUAUGUCUUGAAGUGAAAAUGCCCAGCAAGGGACCAACCUUCUGGGUCUCGGAUUGCAUUGUGAUUCGAAUAGUUCUUCCGGAACUUAUUGCUUACAUCGCAGGUGGGGAAUUUCGAACGAUUCCCUACGGCGGUGUAGCAAUCAUGAACGCUUCCGUUUCGGGUGAUCCUGCUCAGAACAUGUCGUCAGUAAAUGCUAUACCGUUAGCAGUAACAUGGGCAUUCGUGAGAUAUAAUUCUGGAACUAUUUUCGACAUUUUCCAAACGAAUACUCAAGCUUUACCAGAAGGGGGGACCUAUCACAAGAUUGGGCAUGGCAAUGACUAUUUAUUGAGUUUGGACACAUCUUUGUUCCAUAAUGGAGACAUUGCCUUGAUUAUGUUUAAACUGACAAGGAGUCCAAGAACAUCGUCUGCUUUUCAAGUUAUCAAGAUGGUCACUAACGCUGUGCCAAUUGCUUUGAGAUGCGUUUACAAUUGCUUUGCUGGGCGCGACAGACUGUUCAGUAAAGACAAAAUAGAAGUGGAUGUGGAUCUCGAUCCAACCGUUGACCCGCGGACCUUGAAAUACGAAUGGUCACUACGCAAAUGGGAUGCAUUCUUUAUGGUUUUUAUACCCGUUCCUUUUACAUCAAAAACGGGAACAAAUUCACGUGCUGUCUUAAUAGGCGACAAUUUUUCACAAGGGGAGGUUUACGAGAUACUUCUUACUGUUACAAGGAAUGGGGUGUCCACAACGGCUGCCUUCUAUAGAAGGAUCAAUAUCUUGCCAAAAGGUGGCACUUGCAGUAUAGAUAAAUUGACAGCUGUCUCAGCAAGAGACUGGGUAACUGUCACGUGUAACGGUUGGACUGGUAACGUUUUAAAUCCUCAUAUAACGUUUCUCGUACGCCAGUUCACAAAAGGAGCGCUAGUACCACAAGAGCCGAUCCUUAAAACAAGAGCACGAAGAUCGCACUUAAUUCUGAAGGUGGGGGAGGUUGAAAAUUACGCUUCCACGUUGACCGUUGAAGUCACUGACGAACUGAACAACUUUCUACCAGUAACUAUUUCCCUAGUGGUGUCUCCUGCAUUUAGCUAUCCGGACGUCACCCCCACACUAGCAGGGGCAGCGAUCAUUGAAACAUAUUCAACAGUGGAUUACCCUUUUGCGGCAAAGCAAUUAUUAGACAUGGGGAAAAGUGACAUGACUAUCUCCCUCAUAUCAGCAAUUUCCAGCAACUUCCACCUUGUGGAUCUGCCAGUCUGGAAGCCACCAGUUCCAAGAGUUCUUAAUACCGGUGGUUCUGUUCUCGAUCUGAAUCCAAAUGGAAACGACCAAACAAUUACUUCGUUGCAAGACGCAUCCGCUAAAGCCAACAACGAAACCGUUGAUCCAGCAACUGUAGCAAUACAGAAGGUCACAGCGAGCAUGGCUGCUGGCCUCAAACGAGUUGUGGAAACUGAUAUGCUCGGAUACCGCAAGGGCGAUAGGUACCUCUCAUCACUUGUCACAAAUGGCUUCACGAACCUUGCAGCGAAGCCGCAGUUUAUUGAUGAUGAGUCAAAGGUCGAGCUGAUCUUUCUGAGUCAAACAGUGGGCGAAUCAUCGCUUGAGUUUCCACAGGAUUCGGUAGUCGACUUAUCAGCCACGAUUGAAACAGCCGCUGGAGAGGUGUAUUACAUGAUGCAAGCAGUUGUGAACUCAGCAGUUCCAGACAAUAUGAAACAACGCAGGCCUGUAGACAAUCUGGACGCCGGACUGGCACAGAUUUCGGACAUGUUGGCCGUGAUUGGACAAGAUAUCAAUCUGACAGCUUCUACGAUGUCUGACACCGAGAGGGCCUACUUGUACCAGAGGAUGCAAAAGAAGUUAUCAUACGAGCUAGCCAAUAAAAAGAACACAAUAAAGGAUGCAGCUAAAAUGGCCGAAAGUCUGGCACAGAAAAUGCAAGACGAACUUAGGGUGUGUCUGGUCUGUGACAAUUCUAACAACACUAAAACAGAGCAGUUGAUACGUAAAAACACCGCUGAGGUCCUAGCCAACUCGACGACGACAACGAAGACUUCUGAAUUUAAGCUUGAUGGCCUUUUAGAAGCAUUUGGACCAGACGGACAAGGUGGUGAAGAAGACGUGUCUGUAUCUGCAAUAGAGUUCACAGAAAAUGUGUACAUGUAUGAUACAGACGGCACGUCAAGUUUCGUGACGUCUAGCAUUUUGAGAAUAGACACAAAAACGAAGUCACGUCGAAUUACACCAGAGAGAAUGACAUUUUCACAAAACGCCGAAAUGCCAAUCCCUACCACGAUUACGCCGAAAGAAACGGUCAUAGAAGAAGACGCAUCGGAAUUUUCCUACCACAGAUUUGUAUAUGGCAAAUCCACUGACAACGUUUGCCUGAUUGUGAUGCCGUUAGGUGAUAAUAAUAUAACGUCGUAUCGGGUGUACUUUAGAUAUCACCAAGCUCCGAGCAUUAUGGACUUUGAUUUUGAUAUUUUGCUACAGGAGGACGAUGAUUGGCAGCAUUGCAUAAAUGCAAGUGCAAUGCUGGGUCAUACAGGGCUCACAUAUUUCGCAGUCAAAGUCCCUGGAUCUGUGAAAGAAAUCCAAUACAACCUUACUCUGAUCACUGGUGGUUGUUUAACUUGGAACGAAGCCGCAACUAAAUGGGAGACCGACAAAUGCAGGAUGACGUGGAGACCAAAAGCGAAUAAAAUAGACUGUCAAUGUACUAACAUCACGGACCUGGUGUUUGCAAAUUCAUUUUACCUUGCUCCAAAUUCCAUUGACUUUGCCACUGUAUUUCUGAAGUUUUCACCACUAAGCCAGGCAGCAGUAAUUGGGACCUUUGCCUGUCUGUUGCUUCUUUACAUCGUUGGUGUUGUUUUCUUUGCAAAAAUGGAUAGACGGGAUAGGCUGAAGUGGGGCAUAACUGCACUGCGCGACAACCGGCUUACGGACUCGUCCUAUUAUCUGAUACGGGUUCUAACGGGAAUGCGAAAAGGGGCUGGUACUAGGUCGCGCAUAGCGUUUGUUAUUACGGGACAAAAUGGCGACACAGGAUCUCGGGAGCUGUUUGAUGGAGUUAGGGAGGAAUUCAGCACUGGAAGUGUCAUGACCUUCUUGAUGGCGACGCGUAAGCCUUUGGGAACGUUGGAGCACAUGUGCAUUUGGCAUGAUAACUCAGGAGAGGGUGACAAGGCUUCCUGGUACCUAAAUCAGGUUUCUGUGUAUGACGCCACGACAAAACAAUUAUACAUGUUCGUCGCUGAGAAGUGGCUCUCUGUUGAAACGGAAGUCUUUGUGAAUAUGAAUGCAAAGAGUGAAAAUGAGCCCAUCGAGUUUGAAAGCAGGUUCUUCUAUCAGACCCGAGACCGACUGUCAGAGAGUCAUAUGUGGGUCUCCAUUUUCUACCGGCCACAAAUCAGCCCGUUCACUCGUGUCGAGCGUUUGUCGUGCGCUCUUGUCUACAUCUGUCUCACUAUGAUUGCAAACGCCAUGUUCUAUAAAACGGAAGCCGACUACGAAACCCCGUCUCUCAUGCAAGCGGGACCGUUCCGCUUCACUGCACAGCAAAUAUAUGUGUCCAUAAUAUGCGCUCUUAUUACAACACCACCAGUGAUGCUGCUGAUAUUCAUAUUCAAGCGCACAAAGCGGCGCCAGGACAUGAUUUCUAACUGCUUAACUUGUCCUGGUGUGUGCUGCAGAUUUCCGUGUUCAUCAAAGAAACGGGACGCAACUCCGGACUUCGCAAAGCAGUUGCGAUCUAUAAUGUUGACAUCGGAAGUGCCAGAGUUAACAGGUGCUCGACUCCCUUCGUGGUUUAUCAUAUUUGGGUGGCUCCUGAUUGUUGCAAGCACAUUGGUUCCUGCCUUUUUCGUUCUUCUCUACAGUAUGCAAUGGGGAAAGCAGAAAUCAGAGGAAUGGCUCACAUCCUUCCUUCUGUCAAUCUUUGAAUCCAUGCUAUUUGUUGACCCAAUCAUGGUGAUCUGUUUUGCCUUUGUUCUCGCCUGCCUAUUCCGAAAGUCUAAAGGAGCAGCAAAUGUUGAUAUGGACACCGUAGUUCAGAAUUAUAAAAAACUUACAGGCGAAGACAAGGAUGAUAUGUCCUCGACAAUAGCGAUUUUGAAGAAAAUAACAGAUGAAUAUUUUUCUUAUACAUCCACUCCUAGGAACGUGUCGAUGCCCAUGAAGCCAGAAGAGAUGAAAAAGGCGGCAAAGCAAAGGCGUCUGGAACAGGACUUGAUCAAAUGCAUCAUUGACUUCAUCUUGACUACACUUCUUAUGUUUAUUGUCUGCGUCAUAGCGUUUGCUAACCGGGAUGAUAUGUCUUACUAUCAUCGACAGGAGCUCAUUCGGCACUUCGUUUCGCCAGCAAAACUUCCACCUUUCGAGUCGAUUAUAACUCAAAGAGAUAUGUUUAAUUGGAUCAAAUACACGAUGAUACCAAACCUGUUUCCGGAGACCGAUAUCAACGGGGAUGCUCUACAUUGGUAUUACCGCACAUUUAUGACAGGCCUGAACAACUACAGGUUAGGGCCCCCAAGACUGCGUCAACUGCGGACACAUGCAGGUUACUGCAACAUACCUUACUUUGGUAAUAGCACAUGUUACGGAGGAUACAACCUUCUAGAUGAGGAGACGGAUGGAUACUGUAUAGGAUGGCAGUCACAACCGUGUUCUAUGGUCCAACAAGCCUUCAACGUAACCGUAGACGCUUGGUCUUUUACUUCCGCGCUCGAUAUAUGGGGUCUACCGCUUACUGGUUUCUACACGACAUACGGGGGCGGAGGAUACAUCACGCCAUUUGAUGUAAACAAGAAUGUGAGUGUGGACAUCGUCGAAGAAUUAGUUAAAAACCGGUGGGUCGAUCGUCAAACUAGAGUGGUGUUGUUUGAAUUUACAUUGUUUAGUCCAGAAACAAACAUGUUCAUCUACAACGUCUUCAUGGUUGAGUUCCCGCAAACAGGUGGAGCAUUUAAAACUUACUGGAUCUAUCCGAUCAAAUUGUACAACCACGUUGGACCUAACGGCAUGUUUGCCCUUGUAUGUGAAGUAAUAUUCGUUAUCUAUCUUCUGGUUUUGUUUUUUAAAAUAUGCGUGCGAAUAUAUCAGCAACGGCUGAAAUACUUUGGCCAAUUUUGGCAAUCCUACGAGUGUGUACUAUUUCUAUUGGGUGUAUCAGCAUGUGUGAUUUAUUUUAUAAGGUCGGGCUUUAUAGAUAGUACCAUAAGCAAAUACCGAACCGAUAUUAAACGGUUUGUGAACUUAAGUCAUACAGUGCUUUGGGAUGAAAUUCUAGGUGUCUUGUUAGCAAUAAUAGUUUUUAUGUCAACUAUUAGAAUACUUGAAGUAUUUGCUACCUCAAAGAAGGCUGGUAGCAUUGUGAAAGUAUUUGCGAAGUGCGGAAAAGAUUUGUUCUGGUUUGGAGCUACGUUUGUGUACAUACUUCUUGGAUUUGCUUUCUGCGGGUGGUUUUUAUUCGGACCAUACCUUCUGUCGUACAUGAGUAUCUACAAAUGUUUGACCACUUUGUGCCUUUCAAUGAUUGGUAAAAGCACGUUUAUGGAAAUAGACGAAACGAAUCCGAUCUUGGCUAAAAUAUUUUUCACCUUUUACAUUAUUGUAGUAGUGUUUUUUAUAUUGUCAAUAUUUUUGUCAAUACUUGGAGCAAGUAUAGACAACGUUGUCGGCAACAAGACAGAGGAAACACACAAAGACAUUAUUGAAUACAUGAUGACUAAGUUUACAAAGAUAUUCAAUAAAAGUGGAAACAAAGGAAAGCAUGUCAACGUGCCACUUGUAAGAGAAGAGGUCAAACAACCGACGCUCUACAAUCUGUACAAGAUGGAGAAAAGGGGAACGCCUACGUUCACGUGCCAUGUAAGAAAAGCUAUUGAAAACCAGGAGGACGAAAAUAGCAAGCCUCUAAGAAAACGCCGACGACGCAUCAAACCACUAUCAGGCACUUUUGAUUCGGUUUAAAUGUUUGAGCUUUCACUUGAUAUCAAACAUGUCAUAUAAUACAUAAAAAUCCAACGAAUUAUUGAUACCAUUGUUUGGAUACUGCUCAACUGAAAAAACUCAUAUACUCUGCAUCGAUGGUCAAUGUUCUUUCGAUAUUAUUGACGUUUUGAUGAAACCGACGUAUUAUGUGAUUAGUUCCGUGGCAUACGGGCCUUUGUUUUAUUACCCAACAGUGCCGAUUAUUACAUUUAAAUGUAAACAUGUUCUCUCCCGGCAGCAUAUUAUGCGUUACAUUUGGUGAUACAGUUGUAUUUUUGUGAAUGAUUUUUAUGAUAAUGAUCAGGGUAACUCGAUAUUUUUGUAGCGUACAAAAUAUUGUGUCUGCUACUUGAAAUAUGUUUAUUAAUGUCAUUAUUAUAUUUAAAACACACAAGUGUUAAAUAUCAAAUAAUAUGUUUUGCUUGCCGCUGAUUUGGUUAAGGUCAAAUUAUGAUCCUUCUAUAUGUCUAAAAAUGUGUUUGUAAAUGUGGCAUUAGUUCUGCACGAUUUUAGUCCUUCCUUAAAGUAUUAACUAUGUUCAAUGGAAAAAUAACAUUGGUAGGGUAAAAUUAUAUUACAAUGUUUAAUAUAUUUUAUGCACGAUGCAAGUCCCUAGUAAAUUGAGAUUUAAUUCGGUUUAAAUUAAUUUGAUGAAAUUUUGUGGGUUUUUUUAGCAUAAUAAAAUCAGAUGGUUUCCAAAUAUAUUUCUGAAUCAGUCCAAAGUAGUUGUCUUCUGUUGUCGUUCGCAGAUCAGUUUUGAGUUAUUACCCCGUGAUUAUUAACCUUAUAUGAUAUUAUUAUAUAGUAACGUGUGUGUAAUGUGUUUUCUUUUAAUAUAGUUAAAUCUUGUCGAUCGACAAUAUUGAACUGAUCCUAUUUAAAAUUAAGCUGAUGUACAGUUUUUCUAAAAGAUAAACUUUGAAUCUGCACGUAAAACACUCGUACUGAAAGUUCCCUUCCAGUUAUACUUUUGGUACUGGAGGUAAUACUGGUGUUUUUUAACGCAAAUGGCCUGUUUGUAUACAUUUAAAACAACUAUUAGAACGAUUGAAUUAAUUAAUCCAGCAACGGCAUCGUUGCAUUUUGAUACAAAAUCAAACACGCGGUUUCUUCAAAUGUUCUGUCAAAAUUGUAAGAUUCAUUUGCUGUUAUUGUUUUAUACCUCCGUGAUGUUAUGAACGUUAAUUUGCAAAUUACACGGACAAACAACGUUUUAUAUAUAGAAGUAUUCAACAAAUAAAAUACAUCAUUUUAACUAAGCAUAUAGGACUUGACUUGAAGGAGUGAUCUGUGUAAGCGACUACAAAAUCCAUUUAACAUUUUUGUUACCAUGAGAAAAGAAUAUGAUACCAUUUUCAUAAGAUACAAGUAAUGUGUUUUGUUGUUCUUUUUGGGGUAUUCCACAGUGAAAAAGAUUUUAAAACAACAAUGAAAUUUGUAACAUUUGUUUACUGAAAUAAUAUUAUCGCUUAAGUAAACAGCGAAUGCUAGUAUUUAUGCAUCGAAAAGUCCGUGGCAGCUAUGAAUAUAAUACAGUGUUAUAGUUAUUUAAAUCGUUUCACUGCAAUCUAUAAAACCAAUUGUAAUUCUUAAACAACCAUCCAACGAAUCAAAUAUGUUGACUAAACGUUACCCGCCUAAAACAAAAAUAACAAAAAACACCAAUCAGUAUUAUCUCGGAACAAGCGCGAGUAUAUCUUUUACACUCUCUGCACGGGAAACUUAAACACAAACUAAUUGAAAUCCAAACAUCAGUCAAGUAAUAAACAAACGCACCAAAAACUGCGCUAUAUAUUAAUUUUAUCUCGCCUGCAAAAUGCUCCAAUCAGAACACGUCACAAUUGAGUGAUCGGAUUGGGAGCUUGUCAAAAUAUUUGCAUCGAGAAACUGGUUAAAGAAUCGGUGAACAUUAGCCUAGCUUGUUGUAAAGGACUUGUUCGUCUCGAUGUAUAUGAUUGUAAAUCCGGAUAGUCAACCCUUGCGGAUACUGAUCCAUUACAAAAAUAAGUGUUUUUGUAUUAUAAUAUCAAUUAAUAAGCUUAAUAAGUACUUACUGCGCUAAUGUGAUUAAUUUUAAGUCCUCAUUUUUAAUGUCCCUCUAAAAAUACAAAAUAGGUUAUUGCAAUAAAUUUCUUAAAACAAGUACUGAAGUCCAUUCAUCUAAUUUAUAAUGAGUUAUAACAGCGCGUCUUGAUGAAAAGUGAGACAGUAUAUAAAUUAGGUGCGGAACAAAAUCAUCAAGUAUUUAUAUGAAAAUACAAGCGAAUUAAUUAUAACUUGUAGCAUGGUGAUGAAGGUUGUAGCAGUGAUGGUGGUAGUUGCACCGGGUGCGGUGGUGGUGGUGGCUGUAUAUGUAGUGAGGGAUAUUAUGGUAGUGGAAGAGGUAGUCUUAUAGGUGGGGAUGUUGCGAUGGUGAGAGAGACAGUUGCGUUAGCGACGCUUCUAGUGAUGGCGGCGUCAGCUGUGGCAGCGGCGGCAGUGAUCGUAUUUGAAGAUUAAUAUGAUGAAUACUGAUGUUUCUGAUGACGAUAGUAUAAGUAUCCGUUUAAUGGAUGGUAGAUGACGGACAAGAAAAUGUAUGUGUGUGGUUGAGCUGGACGAGGUGAUCGUGUUGCAAUAAUCCAACUCCCAGCUAUUGACCCUCAGGGUCGCUUGGAGUUGCAACUAACUACACAUGUAUUCAUGUAAAGAUGCCACCCAGAAUCCGGGCGGGACUUUAAUCGGAACAAUUAUCCACAUUUACUAUUUUCUGGCAUAAAUAAACACAAAUACAUCGUAAAUAUAUCCAUAAUGCGCAAAUUUAAACAACUUACAUGAUAUGGUAUGCUCGCAUAAUAUUGAUAUUAAUCCAAAGUUUGAAACACGUCAAAGGUAGAUUUUAUUGUUUAUGUUUUUGCAAUAGACAAAGCCGAGUAUUCCGAGUUUUCCGAAUUCGAAAAUUCUAUUGACUAUCUCGGGAAUCCUCGGCCAGAUAGAUCUCCUGUCUAAUAUACCAAUCGUAAUAUUACGACUAUCUCAGGAACAUCCGUAAGAUAGAUCGAAUCGUUAUUUCAAAACUUCGGCUUUCGGUUUGAUAACGUUUUUGUUUAUAAAGUUUUUGUUUUGAGUAUUUCUCCAUAAAUCACUCGCAAAUUGAUGUCGGUAUUAGCAGUCAUUGUGUUUGUUACGAUUUAUUAGGUUGAUUGAACUCGAUUUUAUAGACAUACUUGAGACAUAUUUUUUGACAUUAAAACAUAGGUUAACAAGAAAACCCCUGAGCUGUCCGUAUGUACUUAUAAAACCUCAGACCAUUCAAGAAGAACUAAUGAUGACAACGAUAUUAAUGAUAAUUGAUGAUCAUGAUAAUGACAAUGAUUUUUGGGUAAUUAACGUACUAUACCGUAUCAGCGAUUGCUUAUUCAUAAAGUAAUGGUUUGGGUGUUUUCUUACAUAAAAUCAAUAACCGAUAUCUACAAAUGUGUCCAUAGACGGCAAAAUUAUGGGUAUACCUUUUAAAAACCAAUUACAUUCAUUUUUUAAGUCGUUUACUCCUCAUAUUGCUUAUUUAAACAAAAUAAAAGGUUCAAUGAUGGAAUCAAAUAAGUGUAAUUGUGCCUUAAUGCCUAAAUGCCCGUGCAUUCAUCAUUAAAUAAGCGACGUAGACUAUAAAAUGUUUUAAGGGUUUGUUCAGGAAUAGCUUUUCCGGCAUAUGACAUAGCUGCAGUGUAUUAAAAUUUGAUAAGCAAACGCUGUCAACAACUUAAAUGUGUUUGUCACUAUGAUACGAAUAAUUGAUACAUAUUUGGACUUGACGUUUUUCAAAUCUACUAAUCUUAGUUCUGCUUAUAUUAGUUUUUAACCGCAAGAUGUCGAAUAUAGCGAUAUGCAUUUAAGUUGUGUUUGAAGACUUUACGGAUGUGUGGUGAUAGGAGUAAUUAAUAAAUCAAAGAAGAUUUAUGAGAACUUUUCAUUAUCAAGCUAUAAUGAUUAUUGCAUAUACAAAUAAUCAGAACAUUUGCUAUUAAACUAUGUAAAUAAUAGGGGAGAGAAUUACACUUCCUGCUUUAAACUAAAUGAUAUAACUUAUUACUAUGAACACGUGUCGGAAUUAAAUCGGACACAGCAUUAUUUAUUUUCGUUAUACACUUUAUUAUAUGAAUUAUUGUAUAACAGUUAUGCCUACUUCCUAGUCGAACUUAUACAUAAAAUAAUGCCCAACAUACAAUCUAUCAUCUUAUUAUUUUAUGUCGGCAGACCGAAACAUAGCUUAGCUAUUUUACUUCAGUAUUAUAAUGCAAUGUUUAUUGCUUUUUAUUGUUUAUCUUUAUUGUUUAUUGUUAAUAUUCUAGUUACAUUCAUAUCUAUUUUACUUGUACAUUUCAUUUAUUUUGUUAAAACAAUAAAUUAUGCAACUAUGUUACUGAACCGUAUUAUCAAAUUAUAUACUCUGUAUUUUGUAUAUCCGACUCUAAAAUUCGAUAUGGGACACUAACAACAAUAUGUUAAAUUAUACGUUUAAGCUGUUUACUUCCAAUUGUCCCACAUUUUGAUUUUCCGGAUUAAACAUCGAUGUAAGAAAAUACAGGUUAGUUGAAUGCCUUGGGCAUAUAUCGAACUUCAGUUACAUGAGUGUGCUAUCCGAUUUCUUCACUACAUCGUAAAGUCGUACUCGAUCGAAAAGGGGUUAAUAUGGUUUUCCACAGAACCGUUCAUCCCGUAUCGGGUCAGUAACUAACCCUGUAACUAUAAAUAUUGGCAUACCAUACACUAUCUUGUAUCAUAAUCUUUUGUAUCAGCUGAUUAAUACGUGACAUUGCCAGAUUUCAAUAAUGAGCAAUCAACGCAAUUUACUUAAUGAAAUUUUUAUUGUUUAUCAAUAUUAUCAUUAAUAUUUUAGCGAAAAAUAAGUUGUGUCAAUUUUUAUUUUAUAUUUUACUAAUGGUUCAAACAAUUCAAAUAUAACAUGUUUGUACUCUAUACCGAAAUUAUUCGAAGUUUCCGGACGAUAAAGAAAAUAUUGUUUUUCGUGUCCGAACAUUGAGAUACGAAUAUUAUUUAUAAAUACAAUUGUCUGAAAAUGUAAAUACAGGUACGCUAUGUUCGUUUGUCAAUUUUUUUAUUGAAAUAGAACUAAAAUAUCAAUGUACAAUAAUUCCAUAUUGGUGUACUCUUCGUUAUCUGCUUUAAAAAUAAAAUCAACUUAACAUCUUUGCAAUCACCUGAAAUAAUAUAUAUAAAGUUAAAAAAAACAAACAUUAAACAUUUAGCUUUCUUAAUGCGAUAUUAUUUCAAACGAUGUUGGAAGAGACCAUUGUUUAUAACAGGCUUACAUUGUAGUUGACCCAAUUAUGAAAAUGUUAUGGCCCGUUGUUAUAAGGCAUAAUUCUGCCAAGUUUUAUUACUUUAAUCCGGUUGUAAAAAUACAUGAUCUAAGGGUCACCAGAUAAGCGAAAACAGGGCCAAAAUCUGAUAAAAUAGAGCUGUAUUAUUGACUGCCCGAAUACUAAGAGUCUUUAAUAAUGGACAAAAAUCCGUACGUCCUAAAGUUUAGAAGCACGAACAAUAAUUAGUUUGGCUAAAAAAGAAAUGUCAGAAAAUUUACAAUGUCCGACAAUUAAGAGAAAUUACGGUAUUGUUUACGGUGUUCAAUACACACAUAAACAACAUACAUGAACGUGUCAAUUUCUACCUAACGACAUAAUGAAAUAAUUAUCAGUUUUAAAAUGCCCUAGGGUUCAAGUAAGCCGAAUCUCUUAUUUACUCAAUUUGUAACAUUUUAGUAGGGUAAUUGUUGUCAAUUUAAUAUUUCACACGUUCCUCUUAAUUGAGUCGAAACCGUGAUAAAUACGUUUUUAUGGCGGUAAUAGUUGAAAUGUAUAUUGUUAUAAAAUUCUCACUAAAACAUGUUGUAUGUCAUUACUUUUUAAAUUGAUCUUUCCUCAAAAGGAUGUAUGUUUUGUAUAUAAUUGUCACGCAUGCUGUUAUUGCAUAUGUAUGUUUAUGGCGAUGAGCUGUAUGCUUAAGCUAAAAUAAAAUAUUCUGUUC